Messenger RNA from Phoenix dactylifera (date palm), 1746 nucleotides. RefSeq names its product SEC12-like protein 2. Gene Ontology annotation, molecular function: guanyl-nucleotide exchange factor activity; protein binding. Gene Ontology annotation, biological process: endoplasmic reticulum to Golgi vesicle-mediated transport. NCBI's taxonomy places the organism in Eukaryota, Viridiplantae, Streptophyta, Magnoliopsida, Arecales, Arecaceae. Gene Ontology annotation, cellular component: endoplasmic reticulum membrane. The record is from RefSeq and is a predicted model, not a curated record.
AAGCUGUAAAAAAAUGGCAGCAAAAUCAAACGAACCGGUUCCUUACCACAGGACUCUCCAAAAAGGUACCUUCCUUUCUACCGGCGUCUCCUCGCAAUCCAACUGCGGCCGCCGCGCUCAAAACAACGCCAAACUCCUCAUGGUUAUUACAGAGCCGAAGCGUUAAAAAAGAACCAGCGGAGGUAUUCGACCCGAAGGAGGGCGAUGGCGAGGCAACGGCGAGAGAUCCCACCUUGCUCUAAAACCUACGGCUUCCCCAUCUACUGCGCCGCCUGGGUCCCCCUCGACCUGAUCUCGGCUGCCGCGGAGGCGGCGGCGGAGGAGGAGGAAGAGAAGGGUGAGGAGGAGAAGGAAGACAAGGGCAAGCAGGUAGGAGGCGAAGGAAGCGAGGGAGAACCUUCUCCGUCUCAGAAAGGGGAUCGGCUCCUGGUGGCGCUGGGAGGAGGCGGAGGCGAAGGCCGGAGCGGGGUUCCCAACGCCCUCGUCGUCUCCGAGUUCGAUCUCGCUUCCCGAUCCCUUUCCGAUCAGCCGGUGUUUAGGAUGGGAACGGAUGCUGAAGUGCCUUAUAGGAUGGCUGUGCACCCAGGGAGAGACGGGAUUCUUUGCUCAUUUCCAAAGGGUUGCAGGUGGUUUGAAUGGGAUUUUCCAGAGAGCAGGGAAUCCCAUAAAUUGGCUCUUAAAUCCUCUGAAAAGAAAAUGGCACCGCUGGAAGACGGUGGACUGCAGUUAGCAUUAACUUUUAAUGCAGAAGGUUCGACGCUUGCAACUGGUGGGGAGGAUGGGCAUUUGAGGGUCUUCAAGUGGCCAAGUAUGGAAAGUAUUCUUGAUCAAACUGGUGCUCAUACGAUUGUGAAGGAUUUGCAUUUCAGCCUUGAUGGAAAGUUUCUUGUGUCAUUGGGAAGUAGUGGCCCUUGCAGGAUUUGGGAUCUGACAUCAUCAACAGCUAUAGCCAGUCUGCCAAGGGAAGAUGGUGAAGUUUUUGGCUUCUGCAGGUUUUCUCAAAGCACUGAUAAUAAUCAGAUGCUAUUUGUUACUGCAAUGCAUGGUGACCAAGGAAAGAUAGUGUCUUGGAAUACUCUUUCAUGGAAGAGAAUGGGGGCAAAGAAGGUAGUCCGUGACCCAAUUUCUGCAUUCAAUGUAGCAACUGAUGGUAAACUCCUUGCAGUUGGUACUGUAGAAGGAAACAUCAUAAUCCUAAACUCAGAUAUGCAGGUGCAUACUAUAGUUAAAAAAGCGCACCUUGGCCUCGUUACAGCACUAGUAUUCUCCCAAGAUUCAAGGGCCUUGAUGUCUGCAUCCUUCGAUUCAACUGCACGAGUGACGCUUAUUGAAAGCAGAAAGAGUAAUGGGUUGAGCAUGUUGCUCAUUGUCUUUGUUGUUAUACUGGCAAUUCUGGUAUAUUUGAUGAAGUGGAAGGGGGUCCUUUGAGGAAUUCUGACGUACGUGAAAGGGAGAUUUUGAAUUCGAAUUAUCCCUGGAGUAGGAGUGAGCUAGAAAGACCAGCCAAAAGAAAAACUUUAUAUGAUGGCUUGGUUAUUGUCAAAGAAAAAUAAAAAAAGGGAUUUUGGGGUUCGUUGCAUUAUGUAAACAGCCUGCUUGUUUCGUCAUGAUUCGGAAUGUUUCUGCUCAUCUUUUCGUUCUUUAACAAUGGCCUCGCUUUACCUGUUCUAUACCAUCUGAAAUUUUUAUGAGAGACUAAAGCUGGUGUUCUCAAUAUUUUUGCAAAGAAAUUAUUAACAACGGGUA